AUGGCGCGCAGUCUACGAGCCAGAACCAAACCCAAAGCCGAAGACUCCCGGCCUACAUCCCCUCAAACCGCGCCAGUGAGUGGGACACACACCCCCCCCUUCCCGGCAGAAACGACACGCCCUUCGAAGAGGCGCAGAACCGGCGCGAACUCGCGUGUCCCCAGUGAACCGCUGCCGGAACUCGCAUCGCAGGACCUUGGGGAGAACACAGAGACCUCGGUGGCUACAGGGAGCAAGAGAUCGCUACCCCCGGCGCCGACCGGGUGGGUUGAGCCUCCGCGGAGACCAGCGCAGCCCAGUUGGAAGGAUACGCCCUGGUCUGCACUCUGCACACCGUCCAACCCGAUUCUCUCGACCAUGCGGCCGCUGGGCCAGAUGCCUGCUGCAGCCGACUACCGCAAAGUGGGACUGGUCCCGCCCUCCAAAGCCCGUGCUGUGCCUGGCGAGCAGGUCUCCAAGGCGUUGUUGGGAAGCAAUGGGGAUUCAGCAUCCGCCACCCGGCCGCCGUCACCACUUCUCGCGGCCGCAACCGCAGAGGAGUCAAUGGCGCUGCCCAGCGAAUUACCGCUGCCGGAGGCUUGGCUGGAUGAUGACCUCGCGGCCCUGGAGGCGCUGCCGCUUCCCAUAUCGGACGAGUUCGACAUCGACAAGCUCAAGUCCGCCGUCGAGAAUGCCAUCCGCAUGGCCGCCGAGUUGGAGAACCGCACCGUCGCUCGCGGUCUCCUCCGCCUGUGGAGCGACAGCUCGAGCGACCCUUUUCUACUCUCAGUGCUUGAUGGUGUCAUCCGCCAAAACCCGGACCCUCAGGAGAAGUCGGCCUUUCGCGCUCUGAUGCGCGCCGCCUCCCGGAGCGCCCAGGCAGACCUGGAGCCCACCACUAUCCUCGCGGCACCACCGAUGGGUCGUGUCCGUUCCGCCACAAGCUCCUCGUCCCUCUCAUCAGCCAAGUCCCUCGACCCGGAGAUGUUUGCUCCAGGCAUCGCCUCGGCCUCGGCCAAGGACACCCGCUCGCGCGCCAAGGGCAAGCUUGUCGCGCAAAAGGACAAGGAAAAAGCCAGAGCAUCUGAACCUCCCGCCCGGCGAUCAGUUUUCCCACCCCUUGACGCGGCCGCCCAGCGCAAGCGUGCCUACGCGGACGAUCCCGAGUACUCGGAGGAGGCUCUAGAAACCAAACGCCGGCGCAUGACCAAGUCCUUUGAUGAUGUCGUGGUCCGUGAGAGCGCCAUCCGCUCCUCUCUAUCGCUAGAACCGUCGAACCCUCCCUCGUUAGCUUCGGAUGACAGCCCACCAUCGCGUGACAUGAGUGUCGCUCCUAACGGUACAGGGAGAUCCGCCUCUCCGGAUGGCACCCGCACAUCGCGGAUGAGUCGUCCGGCCACCCAUUCGGACGACGAAGAUUCCGGUGUCAACAGCGACGCAUGCCACGAAUGCGAUCAACGCGGCAACUUGGUGUGCUGUGACGGGUGUGUGGACUCCUACCACUUCACCUGUCUGAAACCGCCCCUCAACUCGAAAAAACCCCCCGAGGGCAAAUGGUAUUGUCCAAAAUGCUCGGUUACGGGCCCCAUGGACAAACUGCUCAAGAAUCUCGAGCGGAUGGAAGAGCAAGAUUUCCAGCUGCCAGGGUACAUUCGGGAAUACUUUGCAGGCGCAACGACGGGUCGGGACGGCAAGUACAUGCCUAUCGCUACGAAUAGCAAGAACAAAGAGAAACGAUCCACCCGGACGGGCGUGUACCACGAUCCCAACCUGCUCAAGAUGUUUGACUCCAAGGGCAAGCUCAUUGUCUGCGUCCGGUGCGGCCGUACCACCAACAACACGCGGCCAAUCAUCAGGUGCGAUUACUGUCCCUGUUACUGGCACCUCGACUGCGUCGACCCGCCACUGGCCAACCCGCCCGUUCACAAAGCCGGCUGCAACAACCCCAGUUGGAACUGGAUGUGUCCAAAUCACGCUUCCCAUGAGAUGUAUACUGUCGCUCCCGAUGAGGAGGCUUUCGAGCGGGGCCUUGGCGACGAUGAGACUUAUGCCCGCGGUCGCGUGUUCCGCCACCGCCGACCUCGACGCCCUCGCAUCAUCGACGUCGAUGUGCUCCUUGACGACUCGGAGACCGAGGAGAUGGAGGAGGAAGAGCAUGGUGGCGUGGUAUAUCGCCUCCCAGAGCAUGGAAUCAAGCUUGAUUUUAUCACACGUGUUAAAAGGGAAAACAUGGAAGCCGAGAUUCGUAAUGAACGAGCGGCACAGUACAAAAAGCACGCUGAGAAGAAGCUCGACGAGCUCGUUGAAAAAGCCACAGCAUACUAUACCACUCCCCACGCGGCCGAUGAAAUGGACCAGGCGACUCGGGCCAUUCUGAAUUCACGGACGUCCGCCGAACGUGAGGCCAUCGCGAACCUGGUAGAGUUUUCACAGCAACAACCAGCAGUAUCACUGCAACCAGAAGAACAACAGCAGGAGCAACAACUUCCUCACUCCCCUGACAAGAUCGGCCUACUGAUCGACCAUCUGCGCUCCAGCGCACCUCAUCUUCCCCCUCCAGAAACGGAGAUUGCAUCCCUCCAUGCCCUCCAGGCACUCAUCGCCCGCCGCCUGCAGGCUCUCGGCGCCGUGUCUGCUGCACCUGCGGACAUCCCUUCUUCCCCCCUGAUGAUCCCGACUCUUACCCCUACUCCCAUUCCAACCGAGGUCCAUGAAGUGGAAUCCGAAAAUAGAUAG
Molecule: messenger RNA, 2715 nt
Organism: Penicilliopsis zonata CBS 506.65
Lineage: Eukaryota; Fungi; Ascomycota; Eurotiomycetes; Eurotiales; Aspergillaceae
Exons: 3
Coding region: 1-2715 (904 amino acids)
Biological process (GO): regulation of transcription by RNA polymerase II
Cellular component (GO): Rpd3S complex
Source: RefSeq, a predicted model, not a curated record